CUCCGAGCUCCGCGAUCUACUCCGUGCAGCUACUCACCCUUCCUUCAGCAGAGGUCCUAGCGGAGCCCCCGCCUUCCUGGCCGCCUCCGGAGACCGGCCGCCCCGCGGCCCUGAAGCUCCGCAGCCCCCAACCGCCCCUGGUCAGGCCCUCCGCGGGACGAGGAGAGUCCCUCCACCUCUCUGUUGACCGCAGAGCGUCGCCAAGGCAACGGGAAGCCGCGGCUAGGAAGGCAAGCCGGAGGAUUUAGACUACGCCAGCAGCUGUGAUUCAAAACUGAAAACAGAAGAAUGAAAAUAAAAGACAAAAUAAUAAUUCAGAAGUACUACUUAAAUGUCUUCAAUGGAAUAUUCUUGGCUCUGGGUCUUAUGCUUUUGACAUUUGGCCUGUGGCUUAUAUUUGACAGAAACAAUUUAUUCAGUGUCUUAUUUUCUACAGGCACGAACCAACUAGUGGCAUUUAUUUCCUAUAUAUUACUGGGAAUUGGAUCUGUUAUUACUUUUACAUCAGCCAUGGGAUUACUUGGAAGUGUUGUGGAAGUCAAAUGUCUACUAGUUACGUAUGUCAGUUUUCAAAUUCUAGUGUUUCUUACGCAUCUGGCAAUACUGUUGCUUAUAUUUGCGAAGAAGGAAGAGGUCCACAAUCAAUGGAACAACAGAAUUGAUGAAGUUAUUUCUGAAUAUGGGAACAAGAGUCAGGCUGAGCAGGAACCUGUGUGGAACAUUCUGAAUGCUGUGCAGCACAAUAUGGAAUGCUGUGGAAGAUACAACGUUACGCAGUGGGAAAGGAAUAAAAACAAGGAAAACAUCACUCAGAUCCCAUGUUCAUGCACAAAAUCCAGUCUGAAGAAAUGGUUUUGUGAUGUCCCAAGGGGUUCAACGUACAGCAUGGGAUGUGAAGAACAUUUAAAUACAUGGUUUGAAAACAAUGUUUUGAUCUUAACUGCAAUUACUAUCAGCCUGCUAAUUACACAGAAAUUAUGAAUAUUCUUGACAAGUUCACCUCAAAGGCUGGAGAACCAGGUCAGCCAAAGAGAUACAUAAUCUCAGAAGGACCCUGACACCAAUGCUUACUUUUCAGUUUUCUUCCUGUAAUCCUCCUGUUUCAUGAAGGAAAUGGAAACCUGCAGCUCAGCUCUGCCACUUUAGAGGCAGAAAUCACCAACACUUCUGUUUUGCUUCCUUCUGAUUGAAGGUGAAGGUAAAACAAGCAUUCAAGAUGUAACUAAGAGAUAUAGGAACUGUAACCCUGUUGAAAUUUUACUGUCAGAACCUGCUUAUUGCUAUAAUCUCACGUCUAAGACUUGUAUAACUAAUGGAGUGCUACAAAUUUGCAUAGUUUUUGUCUCCCUUACUUGAGUGGGCCAAGUGGCAUGUCAGGACAGAUGCUUCCCAAAUCAAAGGU
This is a messenger RNA of Strigops habroptila (Kakapo), 1402 nucleotides long. RefSeq names its product tetraspanin 19 (gene TSPAN19). The transcript is spliced from 10 exons. The record is from RefSeq and is a predicted model, not a curated record. Gene Ontology annotation, cellular component: membrane. NCBI's taxonomy places the organism in Eukaryota, Metazoa, Chordata, Aves, Psittaciformes, Psittacidae. Bases 289 to 981 code for a protein of 230 amino acids.